UACCGUGGCGCGAAUUUGGGACUGCAGCGGCGCGCUGAGCGGAGCUGAGGGUGUUGCCGGGCCAGUGGCGCGCGGGAUCCGCGCGAGGGGUUUUAUGUGUUUGGAUCUCUGCUCAACCAAUAUCCACACCAGCUAUUUGGAUUUCUGUUUCAAGAACAGCUGACAGGAGAAGAGAAGAAUUGGACAGGAAGAGAGAAUUCUGACACCAACAUGCAGCGAAGUAUCAUGUCAUUUUUCCACCCCAAGAAAGAGGGUAAAGCGAAGAAGCCUGAGAAGGAGGCAUCCAACAGCAGCAGAGAGACGGAGCCCCCUCCAAAAGCAGCGCUGAAGGAGUGGAAUGGAGUGGUCCCCGAUAACGACUCUCCAGUGAAGAGGCCGGGGAGGAAGACGACCCAGGUCUUGGGCAGCGAAGGGGAGGAGGACGACGAAGCCCUGACUCCCCCCAAAGGAAAGAAACCUGCCCCAGACUGCCUGAAAGUCUCCCCUCCUGGUCCUGCCACAUCUCCUGAGAACAGCACUUCCCUCUCUGACUCCUCUCCCAUGGGCAUCUCCCCACUGGGGAUCCUGAAGCGCCGCACAGCUCGGAAGCAACUCCCAAAACGUACAAUUCAGGACGUCCUGGAAGAGCAGAGUGAGGACAAGGACCGAGAAGCCAAGAGGAGGAAGGAGGAGGAAGGUGAGGCACCAGCAGAAGCAGAGACCCCAAAAGAAAGCCUAACAAAGGCUGAAGUGGCAACAAAGAAAGAAGCAGAAGAGGGGGACCAGCCCACGACACCUCCCAAUUCCGUAGAGACCUCCAAAGCAGAGAAGCCGAAGGAAAGCGGUUCAGAACCCGAGGUGCCCGUGAAGCAGGAAGCACCGGAGGACGAGACUAAGCCUACCCCCAGAGCCCCCAGGACACUCAGCAGCUUCUUCACACCCCGGAAGCCAGCAGUCAAAAAAGAAGUGAAAGAAGAGGGGCCGGACACUCCAGGGAAGGAGAACAGCAAGGGACCCCUGGACCCAACCAGCUACAAUCCUGCCAAGAACAACUACCAUCCCGUCGAAGAUGCCUGCUGGAAACCAGGCCAGAAGGUCCCUUAUCUGGCCGUGGCCCGAACAUUUGAGAAGAUCGAGGAGGUUUCUGCUCGGCUCCGGAUGGUGGAGACACUGAGCAACUUGCUGCGCUCCGUGGUGGCCCUGUCACCCCCAGACCUCCUCCCUGUCCUCUACCUCAGCCUCAACAGCCUUGGGCCACCCCAGCAGGGCCUGGAGCUUGGCGUUGGUGACGGCGUCCUUCUCAAGGCAGUGGCCCAGGCCACAGGUCGGCAGCUGGAGUCGGUCCGGGCUGAGGCGGCCGAGAAGGGCGACGUGGGGCUGGUGGCCGAGAACAGUCGCAGCACCCAGAGGCUCAUGUUGCCGCCACCCCCACUCACUGCCUCGGGGGUCUUCACCAAGUUCCUCGACAUCGCCAGGCUCACGGGCAGUGCUUCCACAGCCAAGAAGAUGGACAUCAUCAAAGGCCUCUUCGUUGCCUGCCGCCACUCGGAAGCCCGAUUCAUCGCCAGGUCCCUGAGUGGACGGCUGCGCCUGGGGCUGGCAGAGCAGUCAGUGCUGGCCGCCCUCGCCCAGGCUGUGAGCCUCACACCCCCCGGCCAAGGUUUCCCCCCAGCCGUGGUGGAUGCAGGAAAGGGCAAGACAGCAGAGGCCAGGAAGACGUGGCUGGAGGAGCAGGGCAUGACCCUGAAGCAGACAUUCUGUGAGGUGCCUGACCUGGACCAAAUUGUCCCCGUGCUGCUGGAGCAUGGCCUGGAACGUCUCCCGGAGCACUGCAGGCUGAGCCCAGGCAUCCCGCUGAAACCAAUGUUGGCCCAUCCCACUCGCGGUGUCAGCGAGGUCCUGAAACGCUUCGAGGAGGCAGCUUUCACCUGCGAGUACAAAUACGAUGGGCAGAGGGCACAGAUCCAUGUUCUAGAAGGCGGGGAGGUGAAGAUUUUCAGCAGGAAUCAGGAAGAUAACACCGGGAAGUACCCGGACAUCAUCAGCCGCAUCCCCAAGAUUAAACUCCCGUCUGUCACAUCCUUCAUCCUGGACACUGAAGCCGUGGCUUGGGACCGGGAAAAGAAGCAGAUUCAGCCAUUCCAAGUUCUCACCACUCGCAAACGCAAGGAGGUGGACGCGUCUGAGAUCCAGGUGCAAGUGUGUUUGUACGCCUUUGACCUCAUCUACCUCAACGGAGAGUCCCUGGUACGUGAGCCCCUUUCCCGACGCCGGCAGCUGCUCCGGGAGAACUUCGUGGAGACUGAGGGUGAGUUUGUCUUCGCUACCUCCCUGGACACCAAGGACAUUGACCAGAUCGCCGAGUUUCUGGAGCAGUCCGUGAAAGACUCCUGCGAGGGGCUGAUGGUGAAGACCCUGGAUGUCGAUGCCACCUAUGAGAUCGCCAAGAGAUCGCACAACUGGCUCAAGCUAAAGAAGGACUACCUCGACGGCGUGGGUGACACCCUGGACCUUGUGGUGAUCGGCGCCUACCUGGGCCGGGGAAAGCGGGCCGGCCGAUACGGGGGCUUCCUGCUGGCCUCCUACGACAAGGACAGUGAGGAGCUGCAGGCGAUAUGCAAGCUCGGAACUGGCUUCAGCGACGAGGAGCUGGAGGAGCAUCACCAGCAGCUCCAGGCCCUGGUGCUGCCCGCGCCCCGCUCCUACGUGCGCAUAGAUGGCGCCGUGGCUCCCGACCACUGGCUGGACCCCAGCACCGUGUGGGAGGUGAAGUGCGCAGAUCUCUCCCUCUCCCCCAUCUACCCUGCUGCCCGGGGCCUGGUGGACAGUGAGAAAGGGAUCUCCCUUCGCUUCCCUCGGUUUAUUCGAGUCCGGGAAGACAAGCAGCCCGAGGAGGCCACCAGCAGUGCCCAGGUGGCCUAUCUGUACCGGAAGCAGAGUCAGAUUCAGAACCAGCAGGGCGAGGACUCAGACUCUAACCUUGAAGAUAUGUACUAAGCCCCUGCCCGCCAGGGCCCGGGGCACGGGGCAAGAGGUGGAGGGAACCCAGGGCUAUUGCCUCUGCUUUUCAGCAAAUCUGGUGUUGCAGUCUGUGGUUUUUGAGCGUCAGUGGGGUGUGCGUGUUAUGUGUGAGGGGGUGGUUUACGCCGGGGUCUGGGAUUCAUCUGGUCAUUUCUUUCAAUAAAUAAUUAUC
Molecule: messenger RNA, 3172 nt
Organism: Propithecus coquereli (Coquerel's sifaka)
Lineage: Eukaryota; Metazoa; Chordata; Mammalia; Primates; Indriidae
Gene: LIG1
Product: ligase I, DNA, ATP-dependent
Exons: 28
Coding region: 211-2976 (921 amino acids)
Biological process (GO): lagging strand elongation; DNA biosynthetic process; Okazaki fragment processing involved in mitotic DNA replication
Cellular component (GO): mitochondrion; nucleus
Molecular function (GO): DNA binding; ATP binding; DNA ligase (ATP) activity
Source: RefSeq, a predicted model, not a curated record